GUCGGGUCGCAUAGUAAAGUCAAACGGCCCUUCAGUUGGCGCCCUUUCCCGCUGGCCAUUCCCUCAUGAGAAUCUCUGCGCUGCAUAAUACUGUUGUCAACUAAACUUCUCAUACGCCGCAAACCGCAAUGUGAAAUGGAAUGUGGUCGCGCCACGUGCUUGUCCUUCCUUCCUUUUUGUUGUGCUGCCACAUAACCUAGGUAAACACGGGAAGAGCAGUAUCGGUUUUGAUCUACAGAAACUUUAUUACACAUUGCUUUGAAGCUGCAAGGUCUUCAUUUGAACCGUCCCGGUUUUGGCGUAAAAGGAAAGAGACUUUCCUAUGCGGCGAGGAGUAAUUAAGAGCAUUCAGACCGCUAUUGCAGGUCUUUUCCAAUCCUUUGCUGUGGGCUCUAAUUGUCUCUCAAUGACAAUGCUAUCAUUGCAAGACUGUGUUCUGGAGAAGGACUUGCUGCUACCACCUUCUUCUGUAAAUGGCAUGAAAAUUCUAGACAGGGAAAAGUUUUCAAAAUCUAUUUAUGUUCCUUAUUUGUUGGUAUCUAAAGAAAAUAUUCCCAACACACUGAAAGUUACCAAAAAAUAUUUACUUAAAAUGCCUAACUUGAACCCAGUUCAAACUAUUGAAGGAUCUUCUGAUAAAAAGAUCAUUUUAGAUCCAUUUAAAUUAAUGGAUUGUUUGGCUAGUGAUGAGAAAGAAAAGCUAGGAGGUCUAAAGGACAAUGACUUCAAGAUGUGUGAAAUAAUAUUGUCAUAUGAAAACUGGCUUGCUGAAGGCAUAUUGAAAACUGUGUUACCUCAAGACCAAGAGGGAGUUUCAAGCUGGUCAACUAUUGGACAUAUAAUUCAUGUAAACCUACGUGACCAUUUAUUAGACUACAAGCACCUCAUUGGUCAGGUUUUACUUGAUAAAAAUAAGCAAGCUCGCUCUGUUGUUAACAAAGCUAAUUCAAUUGACUCUACUUUCCGAACAUUUCAAAUAGAGCUUUUGGCUGGAGAUGAAAAUAUGUUGACUCAGGUCAAAGAGAACCACUGCAAAUUUGAGUUUGAUUUCUCCAAAGUUUAUUGGAAUCCUAGACUAGUUGGGGAGCAUGAAAGAGUUGUGAAUGAAAUUGACAGUGGCAGCAUCCUCUAUGAUGUGUUUGCUGGUGUUGGUCCAUUUGCUGUCCCAGCUGCAAAGAAAAAAUGUAGAGUUCUUGCAAAUGAUUUAAAUCCCGAGUCUUUUAAAUGGUUGCAACAUAAUGUCAAAUCCAAUAAGGUGUCUGACAGAGUAACUGUAUUUAACAAAGAUGGAGCAGAUUUCAUACGCUCUGAUAUCAAGGCAGAUUUAGAAAAGUAUUGGUCUGGAGACAACCAUAAACCAUGUCACAUAACCAUGAAUCUUCCAGCCAUGGCUGUUGAAUUCUUAAAAAACUUUAAAUUCCUAUUUUUGGAAAGUGAAAAGCCAUCUACAUUUAUAAGCCCCAUCGUUCAUGUAUAUUGUUUUAUUAAAAACGCUGAGGACUCAUCAAAAGCUGCACAGGAACUAGUGGAGCAUCAUUUGGGCACAGAGUUGAAUGAGAACCUGAAGAAGGUUUUCCUUGUUCGCACUGUAUCUAACAAUAAAGAUAUGAUGAGAGUAUCUUUUUCAUUACCAGAAAAUAUUCUAUUUGGUAAUGACUCAGAUGAACCAGCGACCAAAAAAGUUUGCAUCCGAGAUGGUAGCGAACAGAAUUGAAUAGUGUGUAUGUCAGUUACCUGUACAAAUGUAAAAAAUGUCUAUUGCAACUAUGGGAAAGAAUAAAGGAAGUAAAGUGAAAACUAACCAUGUCUUCAAAGUGGCAGGUGCACGCAGUCUCAAAAUUAAAAAUAAAGCCAAGCAAGUUGCUGGACAACUCAAAAAAUUAAACCAAGUGACAAAACAGAAAAUUGUUCAAGUCGACAGCCAACUGGAAUCACUCCAUUCAACUUUGAUGCAGCAGAAGCCUUCAGUUGUAGCAGACAAGGGAAAUAUAAAAGGAGAAAUGCAAAAGAUGGCUGCAGAGAGGGCUCAGCAGGCUGAAGACCAUAAGAAACGAGUGCAAGAUAUAGAUAAAUUUAGUGAUAUAAAACUGGGAUCGUCAAAGUAGCUUUUCUGCCUCUCCAAAUUUCUUUUUCUAAAACAUAUGUAAACAGUAUCUAAAUUUUAAUAAAUUAAAAAGUUUAAGGUGA
This is a messenger RNA of Thrips palmi, 2187 nucleotides long. Its product is annotated as tRNA (guanine(37)-N1)-methyltransferase. NCBI's taxonomy places the organism in Eukaryota, Metazoa, Arthropoda, Insecta, Thysanoptera, Thripidae. Gene Ontology annotation, biological process: tRNA N1-guanine methylation; mitochondrial tRNA methylation. Bases 323 to 1714 code for a protein of 463 amino acids. The transcript has 4 exons. The record is from RefSeq and is a predicted model, not a curated record. Gene Ontology annotation, cellular component: mitochondrial matrix; cytoplasm.